Molecule: messenger RNA, 11245 nt
Organism: Paramuricea clavata
Lineage: Eukaryota; Metazoa; Cnidaria; Anthozoa; Malacalcyonacea; Plexauridae
Source: the annotation of a GenBank genome assembly
ACACAACAAUUGCGGCUUGAUGGAGGCGAUAUACUGUUCUGUUUAGAAUGUAUGGUGAUAAUCUUUUGGCUUUCCACGGGAAAUACGACAAGUUUGAAGGCGUUUGAGGCUCGCCGGUAAUAAUUCAUGAAUAUUCGCAUCGUCUUCUAACGCGUUUCCUUCAACAGAAGGCCAGAAAAGGCAAAACGAGGGACUGAAAUUCUGUCGGAAUGCAUGACACCGAAAAUUUUAAGAAAAACAUUCACGAAGAUUAUGACAUCGAAGAAGAACUGGGAAGGUAUGUUGUCGUUUGAAAAUAUCGUUAAAGAAGAGGCCAAUUGUGUGGCUAAAUGUUUAUCCAUUCAAAUUUUGCCAAAACAGCCACGAUUUUGCUAUUCUCGCGACAGAUUGAAAGUGGUCGCCGUGUGCGAGUCAGGCGCGCACCGGCCAUUUGUAGACGGCCUUGGCUAUUUUAUAUACUUCGCAAUAAAUAUGUUGCGGCGAUUUAUUUAAAACGACUUCUUGUUUGUUUUUUAAAGCGGCCAGUUCGCCGUAGUCCGUAAGAUUGUCGAGAAAGAGACGGGCGAUGAAUUUGCAGCGAAAUAUGUACGUAAAAAGCGAACGAAGGCAAGUCGUAAUGGCAUGAGCCGCGAAGAUAUAAAAAGAGAGAUUGAAAUUCUACGUAUGGUGGACAGCGAAAAAAUUAUAAAGGUUCACGAUGUCUAUGAGACUGAUAAAGAAGUGAUAUUAGUUAUGGAAUUGUGAGUACAGGAUUAUUAUUUUAACGCAUUUUAAAGAUAUCUUAUUUUGUCUAAGCAUAUGACAGUAUUUCACCCUUGCAACAGAACACCAACUCGCUUGCUAAUCAAAUCAGAAAAUGUAGCAAUAAAGUACAUUUUGUACCCGUGAAAAUGUGUACAAAACCCGCCCCAAAGUGCGCAAUUCAAAGCCUGAACUGUUACAUUUUAUACCCUAGGCUUCGAGGUGGUGAACUGUUUGAUUAUAUUUCAAAAAAAGACUUUCUAACUGAGGAGGAAGCAAUAGAUUUCACGAGACAGAUUUUACAAGGCUUGCAGCAUCUUCACAGCCGCAGUGUAGUGCAUUUGGACCUGAAGGUAAAUGGUUUAAUGUUACACUCAAUUAAUACGACAAUACUGUUGUCCCUAAAAUAGAUUGAGUUGAAAUCUGGACAGAUAUAUUGUAUUUCUUAUUAAAUCUAUUUUAAUAUAACCGCAUUACGAUAUUUUGAUCAAGUUAUAAAGUAAUUCUGUUGUCAUUAAUGUCUGCACCGGCUAUUUGUGUUGUCAACUGAUCUACAAUAAUCUAGCGUGAUUUUUUGUGGCUUAUACAUAGGUGAAUAUAAACCUAUUAUAUGUAUUCUUUGCCAAAAGACAAAAUGCAUUUAAUGUGUUGGUGUUACAAUAAAAAACUACAACUCUUUGUCACAUCAUGUAAAUAUGUUCACUUGCAUAUAUAAUGAGUUGUAUACUUGCGAUUUUUAAGUGCUUUUCCAGAUCAGAUACAGAACCCAAAUAUGAGCUCUGUACCGGUGUAAAGUAUAAAAUUUACCACAAUUCGCUCGAUACCCAAAAAUGGUUUCAUAAAUACAAAUGCAGGAAUGACCAAAUCCGUCGAAGCAGUCUUCAAGAAGAGACAGACGACCUGUCAUAUCGUUUGUUCUUCAAUUAUAAUGUUAAUUUUAGAGGAGAAUUUAGAACGUUGUAAUAAAUCAAUUUAGGUGUAUAAGCACAAUUGUUCUUGUGUGUUGCAAUUGUAAAUAUGAACUUUUUGUUUUCAAGAAGGAUAUAUGAAAUUGUUUUCUUAUUUAAAACCCGUGUUUCCCAAUCAGAUGCAUAUUAGCACUAAAAAUAGUACACUUGUUGAAAAACGUUUAAGGAACGCUUGAGUUUUUGUGACUUCGCUGAAAUACAAUUUAUGUCACCUCUGUCUUGCAACAAAAUAAGGGCGGUAUUAAAUCGCUACGCUUUUAACUCCAUGGGCAUGAUACAGCCACAUAAAUGUACAUCAUUUUACAGCGCUGUUGUACCGAAUUGUGCAUUUCUUGAGGCAAUUGUUCCACCGUAUAAGAUUUAGAAAAAUAAUAUUUUCCGUGCGGGAUAAUUGUGAAUAAGCCCGGCUUUCCUGUUUUGUUUUCCUGCCUUGUUUUCCUGCCUUGUCUCCAAAAAGACAUGCGACAUUCAAAGCAAUAAAUUUACAGCGUAUUUCGUUGCAUGAGCAUUUUUAAAAGGCUAGACAAGCCUGCCUCCCUGUUUGCAAUAAAGGUGACAGUAUUCUUUCUCCGCAGCGUGUGAUUGUCGCGUGUGGAGCGCGUUUGCCUUUAACCUAUAUUAUAGCUGCUUAUGGUUUUUAACAGCCUGCUUGUGAAAUAUUAGCAGCAUUUCGACGUGGUUUAGCAAAGCGAUUAUUAAAUCACACCGCUCGCUGAUUUUUGGCCAAAUUUAGCCACUCUUGUGCUGUAGUGUUGACACAUGCGUGGAUGAUAAAAGACAAGCCAUCAUGCGGAAUGUGGCCAGACCCCUCGUUGAUCUAAAUACAAACAAUUUGUCAGCUUGCCUUUGUCUGAUUAUAGCAAUGCACAAAACGUGGGCUAGGGUUUUUUUGUGCAACAUUGUCUGCAUGUUAUGCGCUGGCAUUUCUGCUAUGGGUACAUCAUGAAGGGAGUAGUUUCCAGUUUGACUCUACGCCAUGCAUGUGUAUUUCCUCUUUCUGCAGGUGACAAAAAAUCAUCUGCAAUUAGACCUGCUUGCGAAACCAGCAGCCGGAGCAGGUUCCCAACUGCAUAUUUUGCAAGUUACAACCAAGGACCAGGCCACCGGGGGGGGGGGGACGUUUUUCAUUAAUUGGGCCUGAAGAACAUAACUCAGAGCUCGACGGCUUGAUAAAUAAAAUUUUGCCACAGAGCAGACACAAAGUUUGAAAAUAGAAAGAGAAUGUUAUAGAAAAGAGAUGCAGGCCUAUUAAAUCUGGUCGGUAAACAUUGCAAAACGAUAUUGGGAAAAAUUGAAAAUUUGGGCUAUAACUAGCGUGCACAAGAGCAUAUGACCCAGGUUUACAGAUAGCUGCAGUCACAUGCAACAUGGUUUAUACCUCAGAUCCCAACAUUCAACACCCAUGCUCUGUGUAAUGCUGCAAGUUUACCGAAGCUAGGAAGCCGUGGAGUGACACUAUUUUCAAAAGUCUAAGUGUAGGAUAGACGAUGAUCACAUGUGAUCAGUGUGAUAUAGAUUCUCGAGAAAUAGUUUGGAACUCCGAUGCCAUAGGAAUGGUCCAAAAUCUAAUAAGAACAAAUUUCCUAUACAUAGGAACUCCUAUCGUAUAGGGAUUUGGGCCAAAAUCAAUAGGAAUUCCAAUAGGAUUUUUUCAUUGGGAUUAAUUUGACCACUAAAACAUAAAUUAUUUAAUCAAAUUUUUUAAUGUCAAAACUCAAAUUAAGCAAGAUUGAUUUAUGAAUUUCAUUUUAAUUUGGGAUACUUGCUGUAUGUGCGUUGCUGAUAACCUUACUAAGUAUUAAAAAACAAUCAAGGUGUGUUUGUAUUUAGUCUAGCAGAAACAUGAGAUGAUCUGUCUUAAAUAUAUCACACACAGUGUUCUGGCUUGAUGUGCUUAAUAUGAUAUAUAUGUUUGUAUUUCUGCUAAUUGUAGAAGGUUAAGGUCUUUUGUUUCAAAACAUAGUUCUAUCGAGUGGGAUGUGCAAAAUUUGGCUAAUUAAUUAAACUGAUGUAAAAGUAACUAAAACUGUGUCUAAAUAAUAACUGAGAUCAUUAUUAACCCUUUAAAUUAAGUGGCAAUGCACCCUACUUUGUACGAUUUCACUCUGUCUAACACCAGACGAUUUUACUGCCAAGAUUUUGCUGGGCUACAGGGACCGCGGAGCCCGUUUAAAAGUGGGGGGGGGGGCAGGAUAGCACGGGAGCUAUGCCACGCAGACAGGCUGGAUUUUAUCCGGUAAUUUUUUUAUCCACCGAAAAAAGUGGGGGAUGGCCCCCCAGUUCCGCAGACCCUGGGACCCCCUGUCCUGCGGUCCCUGGGCUAAAAAGCAUGUUUUAUUGUUUAGCCCGAAAAUAUUUUGUUAAAAAAUACGAGAAGGAAAACCAUCAAACUGGUGGAUUUUGGUCUCGCUCGAGUUGUGAAUGAAAACGAACAAGUUCGAGAGAUCAUGGGGACUCCUGAAUUUGUUGGUAAGAUGUGGAGCAUGAAUUAUUAUUUAAAUUUGAUAAAUGGCAUAUUUUAACUUUCUGAAAAAGAUAGGAUGAGACUUGGCAGUCAUGCAACCUGGUUAGCUGUUCUUAAUGCUUUUUCAACACUAUCAUGUAUUCUAUUUAAGCUGAAACAUGGCUGGUUUUGUUAAUCUAGAGCUUGAAAUAUCACCAGUAACAAUUUGUAAGUGCCAACUCUCUCUUAAUUUCUUAACUUCUUGGAGAGCCUCUCGACCUUCCCUGUGACUACACGACUCGUCAUAAUCUUUUUUCAGGUAGUUUUAAUACACUGCAGUGAUGCCACCUGACAAUAGACUACUACAGUACAUUAGGCCUAACAAAAAUAUCCUGUGCUUAAUUCUACCUUCUUGUUUCUGCCAAUCUUAAUGUACGUGUUUUUUUAUGUUGUUGUUUUUACUAUGAAAGUUGGUCAAAUAAUUGGUAGUGUCCCAGAUGUUUUGUCCAGGAUUGUAGACCAGUACAUUGUAUUUCAAAUGGUAUAACUUUACCACUGCCUACUUUUACCAGAUAAAGUUUAUUUAAAUUCUUGUUUUCUAGCUCCUGAAGUAUUGAAUUUUGAUACAAUUAGCACUGCCACUGAUAUGUGGUAAGUUUAAAUUAUUUUUUCUUAAAAUUAAUACUUUGGAAUCCAAUAAAUGUUGUUAUCAUUUACUCAAAAUUAAACUCUUCUUUUUAGGGCCUUGGGAGUUAUUGCUUAUAUUUUGUAAGUAUUAAUUAAACAGCAUCUAGUGGUAUUUCCGCUGUUUUCUGUUCAUUUUUAAUCGCUCCAUUAUACUAGUGAAAGCAUCACCUGACAAAGAUAAACCAAUCAUUUGGGUUUAAUCAAAACAAAGUGUAUCAGAAUAUAUCAAUACGGACACAGAGGAAGUACAUACAGAGAUCUCACUUCAGGUUAAUUUCGCGUAAGGGAUUUUUUCAGUCCGCCAUGUUCUUAGCAAGUGCCCUAAAGAGAGGCAGUCACCCCCCUGAAAACAUACCCAGCUAUUUCGGUAAAAAAGCGCCUUACGGUUUUGUAAUGGAAGUUACACUUCUGUAUGUCUUUUUUCUGUGAUACGGAUCUGCAGUUAUUCUAAUUGCUGCCAACCAAUUGAGGGUGAACCCUAAAUGUUUUCCAAGACAUAACGUGGCAAGUAGACGUCAGUUUUAGACAAGGACUGACGUACAAUAUCCAUAUCAAUCAGAUUAUCACAACACGGAAACACUUUGGCAUGUUUAUGUAUGACUGGCUGGUUAUCUGCACGUUCAGCAACUUCAGGUUCACGUUUCGUGUGAGUAAUGUCUAAUGACUAAUGUCCAUGUAGGAAUAACUCAGUCUUCUUAAACGUUCACAGCUUGUACAGGAAAAACCAUCAAGUUCUGCUAUUAGUUUUUCAAAGAGUCCUAAAAUAUUCGUAUACAUAUUUCAAUGCAUGAUUUUGCUGCGUCAAUGCCAAUGGAGAUUGUAGUGUUGACUGAUACAGUUUCAUUUAGUAUCAUAAAUACGUGAUGCGUGGGUGUUCGGUGUCGUGUUUAUCCCACAUAAGAAUAAUUCGUGAACAUUUUAGCCAAUUAAUUCACUUUCAGUGACCUUGCUACAACCAGUAAAAUAACGCGUAAAACUGACUGACAGAGCUGUCCUUUAGAUAAAAUUACUUUGACUCUUUGAGUUGAGUUUCCUCCUGUAGCAACACGGGGCAGAAAUUGCAUCGCCCUUACUUGAUCCCUGGGGAGAACAGUUUAAACUGAUAGAACUAUCCAGUAUAAAUAAAGUUAGUUUAGGUAAGGUUUCCUCCUGUGGUAACACUAGUUCAAUGACAAUGAGCGAUUUAGCCAUAAGUGGACACUGAGAACAUUGAGCUUCUUUAGAAGCACAUUACAGACUACUAUAAGUUGCAUUAUUCGAUGUACAAAUGUAUUUUUAAGGUUAAGCGGAGCUUCUCCAUUUCUCGGUGAAGACAACCAAGAGACUUUUACCAACAUUAUUCAAGUGGACUAUCAGUUUGACGAGGAAUAUUUCGCAGAGAUCAGCGACGAAGCAAAAGACUUUAUUCGAAAGCUGCUUGUAAAAAAUCCAAGGUAUGUAGUAAGACUUAACGGAUCAACAAUUGAACGUCAGCUUUUACAUAAUUUUGGGAUUAUGGCAGAGAAAAUGUACAGUGCUGAUGAACAAUGUUGUCGUUCGUUAGUGCCACUGGCGAAGCCAGCCCAACAAUUUGGUCAUGCGAUACAAACUUUAAAUUAUCAUUCAUUCCUUUAGAAAUUGUUUUCACGGUCUAUGAACACGGAUAUUUACAUAGCAUGACCAAAUUAUCGGCCUGACUUCGCCACUGGUUAUAUUAGUGCAUAUGCCUUCCCAUCUGCAACAGUAGUUCUGCAAUCUGCAACAUACAGUGUUUGACUAUAAUAUGGUGUCUCAGUCAAUGUUGUCUCAGAACAAUAGAUCGAGAGGUUAAGAUCUGACUUCCACUACCGCUACCUCUUACUGGCUUAGUCCGCAUCCGAUUGGUUAAUCGGAUAUAUGAAACGCAUCUGACAACAUUCUGAAUGGUUAAUAGUCCCUUGAAGUCUAAUCUGAACCUCUCUAUUGCAUCCAGUUUGACUCAACUAUUAGACACCACACUAGAUACAUCGGAUCUGUAGAGGAAACAGAGCCAUCCAAUGUUACAGUAAUCGGUUGUGGCAGAUAACAUUAUGACCUCAGUCGAUGUUCUUUAAUUCUUUGUUGCAGAAAACGACCCACUGCUCACGACUGUUCCCGACAUACUUGGGUGGAAGAGGAGGUUAGUCACAUAUCUGAAGUUAACCCCAGUUAUCCUUAUUGCUUCCUAUUUUAUCAUUUUACUUUGUCUAAUACCAUCAUGUAUAUUUAGGUUGUUGAUAAGAAAAAGAAACAAAGAAGACGAACCACCCAAAUUUGUACUUUCAACUUCAAGAGAUUUGUUGCCAGAAAGAGAUGGAAGGUAUAAGGAAAGAUUCCUUAUCACUUAUGUUUUGUUUGACAAAAUACAAUCUGAAUCACGUGAAAAUGAAGAAAUAAAUUACUUAUUUUAUAAUCAUUCUUUCAUUUUACUGUUUUUCAUUGUAUUCCGAUUUUUGUCUUUGUCCUAACCAAAAACUAUAAUUCCAUGUUUCCUAGUGAUGUUUAGUUUUUAAGAAAAACUUUCUUCAACCUUAAUAAUUUUUGUCUCUUCCAGAUGUCUUAUAACAAAAUCCGUGCAAUGAAUUUGAUUGCAAAGAUGGGCAUUAAACCUCCGCCAGGCUUCAUAACUGCGAUCCCGCCAAUGACCGAUAACAACAAAGAAACCAACAAUGAGCCUGAGGUAUGCAAAUGGUUUUGUUGAACGUCUGUGUUUGCGAUCGAUUAGUAUCUUGCUUUGCAUGAAAUUUCAUCAUUGUCCAACAGUGUCCAACAGACCAAUAUGUUGAGUGAUGUUGAACAAAUGUUGGGGGAGUGUGUUCAAUGAUCACGCGUAGGGACGUCGGUGGCGCAGUCAAACUAGUUAGUUUGGAUGACUUUUAAUUCGCUUCCCUCCCCACAGCCACCUACUCUAUUAACACAGCCACCUACUCAAAAUAAUUCUGAAAGCUCUGAUCGACACUUUGUUUCUUAUUUUUCCCAGCCCGCGGAAGAAAAGCCGCCAAACUCACAUAAAGACCACAAGAAGAAAGAGUCGACAAUCCACCGUAAAAAACAUAAACAAUCUAGUUCUCCGAAAACAGCAGUCGAGAAGACCGACUCUCUUACUCUCAAGACAAUGGACAUUGAUAUUGGUGAAGGAGAGAGUGCGGAGCCUGAGCCCGAGCUUGUCGAUGACAACGAGACGGACGACAAAGUCGAACUCAGUCCUGCGGUCCAGGAGCCUGUCGAUUACGGCUCGAUGACAAAACGGGAAAAACGACGCGCCCGCGGACAGUUGAGAACGGACGAAAUCGCGAAAUCCAAAAAGGAAGUCGAUGCAAAGCAGACGAAAAUCGAGACUGAUGAAGUCAUUAAUGGUGACGUAGCCGCUGACCAAGUCUUUAAUAAUGGCGGCAAAGAAGCCACUGACCAAGUCGUUAAUGGUGGCGAAAAAGCCACUGACCAAGUCGUUAAUGGUGGCGAAAAAGCCACUGACCAAGUCGUUAAUAAUGGCGAAGAAGCCGCUGACCAAGUCGUUAAUGGUGGCGAAGGAGCCGCUGACCAAGUCGUUAGUGGUGUCAAGGAAGCCGCGAUGGUUGUGGAAGAAACCGCGCCUGCUGAUGAGAAGCCAGUGGAGACUAAAACUGUGACAAGCACGAUGCACAUUGAACACAAGCCUCAAAGUGGCGGCAUUUUGAAAAAAGGAGGUAGAGGGGGUCGUAUACCAAGCACAGAAGACCAUUAUUUUGUUACACUCAAUGCAGCGUUGCUUCAACAAGAUGAUACAUUUUACCAUUCUGGUCUGCAACCAACACGUAAGCAUGGUCAUGGUAUACUCAAACACAGUGCAUCGACGCCUCCCGACGUCACUACGAAAGAUUCCGAAGAGAAGAGUGCACCGAAAGGUUCCGGAUAUGUUCGAAAACGUUCCGAAGAUGUACCGAAAAGCACCGAAGAUGUUCCAAAGCCUUCUGAAAAUAAGAAAGUUUCGCAAUUCACGACCGUAGUUCAAGUUAACAGUGGGGGAAACGCCCCACAAGACGAUAAACCAGGAAGUGGCGUUCUUGUCGGUUUACAAGUAGACAAAGCAGUUGCGCAUGCGCCUGACAAGGAGACUGCUAACGAGAUGAAACCGGAAGUGCCAAAGACGGAGGUCAAACCAAGUCAUCACAAUUCUGACUCAAAAAAAGCACCUCAAGUCAAAGAAGCAACACAUAAGAGCGCACUUCAGACCAAAGAGGCAACCCCACCUCCAAAGAGACCCCUCACGAAUACCGACAACCCCCCACAACAGCGAAGUUUCACCCCACCUCCCUGGCAACGAAAAUCUAGCAGGGAAAACUUGAAAGCGACUCCCCCGCCUAUACAUGGUGUUUCCAAAGUCUCGUUGAAAGCAAACCGCUUUGUCUCGAACGACAAGCAGCCUAGCCCGAAGUCACCGACCAACGCAGGUUCCGUGAAAACCUCUAACGUUCUUGGAAAAAGCAAACUUUUUCAGAAAGAAACAAAUAAACCGGAUAUCAAGAAAACUGCAGCCACAAAAACGAACUCGGGACAAGAACUCAAAAACGUUGCUUGUGAUAUUAAUUUGGAUGACACGCCUGCAAAAAAUGGCGCAGUUGAGAUUCAUGAGUCCAAAGCACGUGCCGAUAGUCAGUCGAAAGGGCGUUCCGAUAGUCAGUCGAAAGUUGGGUCUGAUAUUGAGUCGAAACUGCGGUCUAAUAGUCAAUUGAAAGUGCUCUCGAAUGGUCAAACAAAACCCCGUUCCGAUAGUCAAUCGAAGACGCGUUCAGGCAGCGUGAAAACGGAUAACAUAAAAAAUAAGAACAAUAGCGAAGACAAUAACAAAGGGAGCAAAAUUAGUGCCAACGACUCCAGGUCUCGUUCUAACAGCGCACAGAAGGUAGAAGCGAAAGUUUUAAACGGCGAGAAUGCUAAGAAAUCGAUAAAUAAUGCGGUGCAAAGUUCUGUCGAAAUUCCUGGCGGGAAUGAAGAGCAAGAGGCUGGGACGGAGGUUAACGAGGAACUAACAAGUUUGUCAACUCACAGUUUGACCGAGUUUACGAUCAGGCCGCGUGGAAAUUCUGGCGAGGAGAAGGCAGGCGAGGAGAAGGCAGGCGGGUUUGACAUUAUGCUUACUAUUGCCCCGCCAACUGAUCAGCCCACGCAAGAACCACGCGCGGUGUCCACGAUGAAAACACGAUUCACGUCGUCAUCUUCGUCACUCCCGGACCCACGCUCUGGACUUUCGAACGGAAAGCUGACGUCAUUGAGUACCAAUGAUAUGACGUCACUUAGUCGCGAACCAGUGACGUCACCAACCACUGACCGACACGGUGUGGCGCAAGGAUCGAAAUACACCCCUCAAAGGGACUUUUCGAAGUAUUUAAACAAUGAGCCAUCAAAACCCAUUAAAGUCACCGGAAUACCGGCAAAUACCCAGAAACCCUCAUGGCAAGUGAAGCGAAAUAGCUCUCCUGCGACCGUAAUCACCCCUGCUAAAACCAUUAAUAACCCUAAAAGCCCCACCACACCCACAGUGCGACCGCUCUCAUUUGCUGCCAAAAGUGCUGCAGCAAAAGUAUCGGUCGCAUAUGUACCAAGAAGAUCGUUUGGAUUCACGACAAAAACCGGCAAUCAAUCGGAAAUGGUCGCGAAACCUUCGGAACCCGAGGAAGCCCCGAAAUUAAAUAACAACGAUGAAUCGAAACGUUGGUCCCAGACAUCUUACACUAGCGAUCGGUCAGCCAGCUCUGCUUCGUCAGAUGAACUGUCGCUUAGCAACGUCACCGAUGAAAACACCGCAUUGAACCGCGCGGGCUCAAACGAACAAAUUAGUAAAAAUCCUGAAAUUUGUCGAAAAAUUGAAAAUCAUUCGGGAAAACUGAGUCCAAACGCCAGUCCAGUUUUGCAAAAGAAAUGGAAGGCAACUCUUGUUCUUCCGAAAGAAUCCGAGAAAGUGCCUUCGGGUAAAGAUCGGGACAUUCGGAUCUCGUCGACAAAUGCUCCUCGCAAGAAUAAAUUCACAAAUGUCCGGUCAAUGUGGGAAAAAAAAUAGGAUUUAGAAUUUAAAAUCUUUAAAAUGUGUGUUGAGAAUGAAUUGAUUUCGUGUGAUAACGAACAAAGUUUGUAAAAUAUUUAGAAAUUUAAUUUAGCGAAAAAAGUCGCAUAUACAUAUAUAAAUAUAUAUAAAUAUCGUAUUUUUAUAUGAACUGUUAUGAAAAGAUAUUUUGCACUAUUAUAAUUUAUAUUAAAUGUAGGAAGCACUGACCACCUCGCUAAAUUCACUUGAUGGACAAAUAUUCAUUUAAAUAUCUCUUGAACUAAGAGACUAUAGUCUUUUCUGUGAAUGUAUUUUUUUUUAGUAGAAAUUUUUGGGCUGACAAUUAGAUUAUUUGCAAAGUUUUUAUUUAUGAAAAUACGAAUGGUA